Messenger RNA from Brassica oleracea var. oleracea, 1332 nucleotides. Its product is annotated as F-box/LRR-repeat protein At3g58930-like. Bases 1 to 1332 code for a protein of 443 amino acids. The transcript has 3 exons. Gene Ontology annotation, molecular function: protein binding. The record is from RefSeq and is a predicted model, not a curated record. NCBI's taxonomy places the organism in Eukaryota, Viridiplantae, Streptophyta, Magnoliopsida, Brassicales, Brassicaceae.
AUGGAUCAUAUUAGCGGGUUACCAGACGAGAUUCUUUGUCAUAUAUUGUCCUUCUGUCCGACAAAGCGUGCUGCUUUGACAUCCGUUCUCUCAACAAGGUGGCGCGAUCUGAUUGCGUUUGUCCCUAAUCUUUACAUCGAUGACUCUGCGUUUCUUCAUCCCGAACUGCGUAAGCGAGAAAGGUACGAGAUUCUGCAAAGUUUCAUGGCAUUUGUGGAUAGUGUUUUGGCAUUGCAGGGUGAUUCUCCCAUUGGGGAAUUCUCUCUCAAAUGUAAAACUGCCUCGAGGGAUCGUGUGGAUGGUUGGAUAUGUAAUGUCCUGCAGCGUGGUGUUUCGGACGUUGAACUUCUCAUCGAGGAUGAUGUUGAUUAUUUGCUGCCUCAAGAGAUGUUAGUCAGUAGAACACUUACAAAGCUGAGAUUAAGGAACGCACGUUUGCCUGGGGGAGUUGAAGCGGCUUUCUUCUUACCAAUGCUUAAAACUCUUGUUUUAAAGGAGGCUCGGGUUUAUUCGGAUAAGCUUGAGAUGCUUCUUCCUACUCUCCCUGUGCUUGAGGAAUUAUACAUACACCCUUUGACGCGGAGACGUUCGCGCUGUACCGUGUCAAGUGCAAGCCUAAAGGAGCUGGGUAUAACUGUCACGGCUGAAGGAAAGUCAUCAAUAUCAAAGAGCUUUUCUUUUGAUACUCCAAAUCUGCUUUACCUUAACUAUUGUGAUUUCAUGGCGGAGGACUACCCAAAAGUUAACCUCAGUAAUGUAGUUGAGGUUGUACUCAACCUUAUUGCAAGUACAAGUCAAAUCAAUCAAAUAAGAUCGUCAAAUAAUAAUAACGAGGUUCUGUGGUAUGGUAAUGUGUGGAAACUCAUGAAUGGUAUUAGAAAUGUGAAGAAACUUGCUGUGUCAGAUUCUACUUUCCAGUGGUUUCCUCUAUGCUGUGAACUGGUCAACAACCUCGAAUGGUUACGGUUUUGUUGUUUCAAUCCAUAUGGAUGUAAAGCAAUGCCGGUUAUCCUAAGGAAAUGUCCACAUUUAGACACUCUAGUCUUUCAGGGUCUCUCAGAGUAUUGGAAAGACAAAUGCCGGGAUGCAUGUGACUGCAUUUCUCGGGAGGACAAAAGUCGUUUGCUCAUGAAAAAGAUACAGAUCAAAGGGUUUAGAGGAACAAACGCAGAGAUGGGAGUGUUAGCGCAUUUUUUGAAGUAUUUUCCGUGUUUGAAGGAGAUUCAGAUAUAUGCCGGAGAGAAUUGUACUACUGAUAUUUUUGAACACAUUGUGAAGUUAGUGAAUCUCUACAACGAGAGUUAUCAACUUGUGGUUCACUUCCUAAAGUAA